AUGUUUUACCUACGCUCACAACCCUGGGACUGGCUGUCUGGAAUAACCAGUUUGACCACUUUUAUAUUGUUAGCUGUGCUGUUUCCUGAACCGGGGUCGGCCAGUUCCCAUCCCCAGGCUCCUCUUUUGCCGCCGCAGAGACCAUUAGAAGAUUUAAGCCCUAUUCCAAGUAGCCACGAGUUUACCUUGCGCCACAUAUUCCAUCGUGACACAUCCAAGGACGGUGAGAUCCACGCCAGAUUAGAUGUACGCCCUGGCACCCACUUGGUGGCUCUUUCGGACGAUGGCUACCAGGAGGAAUAUAUCACAGCAUCGAAUCCCUUGAUCGCGUUAUCAAGUCCUCUUGAUAUACAACGCAUGGCCGAUCGUCGCGUAUCAGCAAUGGAGGACCGCCUAGCAGCAGCACGGCUCUCCGGAACUAUGGUAGCCUCGUCGCCGCUGGAAUGGGUAUUGGACACGCUCCCCGGCCCAAAUAUCAGCAACAAGGAGACGGUAUUAACCCUUGCCAGAAUGACUGCAAAUGACUAUAUUGCGGAGCCUGGUACCGAAGACUGGCAGAUUAUUCAUGGCGGCUUCAACUAUUCAAAUAGUUUUGGAUGGAAUGGAGAUGGGCUAAGGGGUCAUAUUUACUCCGAUCAAACAAAUAAAACAAUUGUUAUUUCGCUGAAAGGGACCUCACCAGCGCUUUUCGAUGGUGCAGGUACCACUACGAAUGACAAGAAUAAUGACAACCUUUUUUUCAGCUGUUGUUGCGGCCAAGGAGGUUCUUACUUGUGGAGACAAGUCUGUGAUUGUCAAAAUACGACGUACACAGCGAAUUUGACUUGCAUUGUCGAAGCCAUGAACGAUGAGAACCGGUAUUACAAGGCCGCAAUCGAUCUUUAUUCCAACGUGACUGCAAUCUAUCCCAAAUCCAACAUUUGGUUGACUGGCCAUUCUCUGGGAGGUGCUAUGACUAGCUUGUUGGGCUUGACCUUUGGGCUCCCCGUCGUAACCUUUGAGGCUAUCCCUGAGGCUCUUCCAGCGGCUCGCCUGGGUCUCCCGACCCCACCCGGUGAAGAUCCACGGUUCCCACAGAAUCGGCGAUACACGGGGGCCUAUCAUUUCGGACAUACAGCAGAUCCGGUGUACAUGGGAACAUGUAAUGGGAUAAAUUCUGUCUGCACAUGGGGCGGAUAUGCAAUGGAGUCUGCUUGUCACACUGGCCAGAUGUGUACAUACGAUACAGUGGCUGAUAAGGGUUGGCGCGUCGGCAUUGGCACCCACAAGAUCAAAAGUGUCAUUUCAGAUGUUUUAGAAGCCUAUGACGAUGUUCCAGGGUGCGCACCGGAAGAGGAAUGUUAUGACUGCGUGCUCUGGAAAUUCUUCCGCAGCAAUGGUUCUGAAAAUACACCGACCACGACUGCAACGACCACAUUACCUACAUUUACCCGGACAGCGACCUGCGAAACCCCCGGCUGGUGGGGCUGUCUUGAUGAGACAACCUCCACUACUACGAGCGCUACCACUACUACUACUUCGACUUCGACCUGUAAAACACCAGGCUGGUUCGGGUGCAACGACCCAACUACCACUACUGCAGCCACCACGUCAUCAUCCACGUCCACUGCCACUGCCACUACCACAUCAUCUACAUGCAAAACUCCAGGUUGGUUUGGAUGUAAAGACCCGACUACAACCAUGCCACCAGCGACUCCGGGGCCUACUGCCAUGCCAACAAAUCCGGCUGUAACUUCAACAAGCUGCCAUGAUCCUGGGUGGUUUGGGUGUCAUGAUCCUACAUUGACAACCACGACCGCCACUGGCUCAACGCCGGCAUCCUCUACCUGCAGCACUCCAGGAGUUUUCUGGGGGUGUUGGGACAAGUCCACUAGCACCCUUACUAUUACGUCGACCUCUACGAUAAUACCCUCUUCUACAUCAUCCCCUGCCCCUGAUACAUGCACUCAUAGAAUAUUCUUUGGCUUGAUCUGCCUUGACUAG
Penicillium angulare is the source of this 1983-nucleotide messenger RNA. RefSeq names its product triglyceride lipase ATG15 (gene atg15). Lineage: Eukaryota; Fungi; Ascomycota; Eurotiomycetes; Eurotiales; Aspergillaceae. Gene Ontology annotation, biological process: piecemeal microautophagy of the nucleus; multivesicular body membrane disassembly; neutral lipid catabolic process. The record is from RefSeq and is a predicted model, not a curated record. The transcript has a single exon. Bases 1 to 1983 code for a protein of 660 amino acids. Gene Ontology annotation, molecular function: glycerophospholipase activity.